AUCUGGGACCGUCGGGGACUGCGGUGAUAAACAAAUACACGCAGCGGACUGGUUAGUACCUAGUGGAGCCCUGUAGCAUCGCUUCUGCACCGUCGCCGGACUCUCGGGGACUUUAUCCUUCCUCUCCCUCCCUCCCUCCUUCCCCCGGAGUCGGCUUAUGUGACACAUUAACGUCCCGGCGGCGGAACGAGCGAAACAUGACGGAGCUGAGGAAGCGAGGCGGAGGCGGAGGCGGAGGAGACCCUGACAGCACAGAGAAUAUCAGCGACAAGGAGGCCGAGGGCGAUGACAGGCUGGGCCUGCAAGGUGAUGCAGAGGGAGAAUGUGAUGGUGACUCCAAAGCAGACACUCCAGAUGUUCCUCUCUCCACAGCAGACACAGACAACACUCCGCAAUGCCUGAACAAAGCUCUGGAGGGCCUGCCACCCAGAUGGAAGAACUACUGGAUACGAGGCGUUCUGUCUUUAGCCAUGAUUUCAGGCUUUUUCCUCAUCAUCUAUAUGGGACCCGUCACUCUUAUAUUAGUGGUCAUGAGUGUCCAAAUCAAGUGUUUCCAAGAAAUCAUCACCAUUGGCUACAGGGUUUACCAUUCCUAUGAGCUGCCCUGGUUCAGGACUCUAAGCUGGUACUUCCUGAUUUGCGUCAACUACUUCUUCUAUGGUGAAACCGUAGCGGACUACUUCGGGGCUCUGGUGCAGAGGGAGGAACCUCUGCAGUUCCUGGCUCGCUAUCACCGCUUCAUCUCCUUUGCUCUGUACCUCGCAGGGUUCUGCAUGUUUGUGCUGAGUUUAGUGAAGAAACAUUACCGCCUGCAGUUUUAUAUGUUUGCUUGGACCCAUGUGACCCUGUUGAUUGUGGUAACUCAGUCCCACCUUGUCAUUCAGAACCUGUUUGAAGGAAUGAUCUGGUUCAUUGUCCCCAUCUCCAUUGUGAUCUGCAAUGACAUCAUGGCCUAUCUGUUUGGAUUCUUCUUUGGGAGGACUCCACUGAUCAAGCUCUCACCCAAGAAAACCUGGGAGGGCUUCAUCGGAGGUUUCUUCUCCACUGUGGUUUUUGGCUUCAUUCUGGCCUACCUCCUGUCUCAGUUCCAGUACUUUGUGUGUCCCGUGGGCUUCAACAGUGAGACCAAUGGGUUUACAGUUGAAUGUGAGCCCUCUGAUAUCUUUGUGAUGCAGGAGUACACUCUUCCCACUGUGGUACAGAACACACUGAGAUGGAAAACAGUGAACCUGUACCCCUUCCAGAUCCACAGCAUCUUCCUCUCCUCCUUUGCGUCUCUCAUCGGACCAUUUGGCGGCUUCUUUGCCAGCGGCUUCAAGCGAGCCUUCAAAAUCAAAGACUUUGCCAGCACCAUCCCCGGCCACGGCGGCAUCAUGGAUCGAUUCGACUGUCAGUACCUGAUGGCCACCUUCACACACGUCUAUAUAGCCAGCUUCAUCAGCUUCUGGCAGCCGUGACGCAAGAGGAAAAUCCCAUCGCGUCAGUAACCACACUGGGCUCCUAAUAAAGACAUGAACAGUAUCACUGCAGUAUGUUAAUGAUGGCAUCAGCAGGCUAUUGAGUUCGUUUCAAAUGUAUAUACAGUGUAUGUUUUCACUCUGAAAAGAGUAGAAAGGACUGACUGUCACAUAGAGCAAUAAAACAAACUUAGUAGCUACAACCAAAAGUGACAAGUCCAUAAUGUCACAGCAGAAAACAAAUCUCGUCUCUCUGCCUCCGUAGACUAGACUGUGCACCUUCGCUCACAGCAGCCACUCGGACUAUUUUACCAGCCAGCUUCACUUCUAC
Molecule: messenger RNA, 1788 nt
Organism: Xiphias gladius (swordfish)
Lineage: Eukaryota; Metazoa; Chordata; Actinopteri; Istiophoriformes; Xiphiidae
Gene: cds1
Product: CDP-diacylglycerol synthase (phosphatidate cytidylyltransferase) 1
Exons: 14
Coding region: 198-1457 (419 amino acids)
Cellular component (GO): endoplasmic reticulum membrane
Molecular function (GO): phosphatidate cytidylyltransferase activity
Source: RefSeq, a predicted model, not a curated record